This is a messenger RNA of Aspergillus fijiensis CBS 313.89, 496 nucleotides long. RefSeq lists its product as uncharacterized. The record is from RefSeq and is a predicted model, not a curated record. The transcript has 2 exons. NCBI's taxonomy places the organism in Eukaryota, Fungi, Ascomycota, Eurotiomycetes, Eurotiales, Aspergillaceae. Bases 53 to 496 code for a protein of 147 amino acids.
CAUGCCCCAACUUACAGCCACAGUGGAACAUAAGCAGGCCUGAACAGCAGCCAUGGUAUCGAUCGUGAUGAUUGACAGGGCAUCUGUCGCAUUCGUCAUUCUCGGGCAGGGUUUCUCCAGUCAAAUCUUGGUACGCCAAAGACGGGACAGUUUGACUGGUGCCGAUGGAGGAAGGCCCACUUCACGUGUUUUUCAAGAGGUUGGUUGGAGGAAUGCAGUGGGUCAGCUUCUCAGUCUCCCUAUUCGGAAGGAGGUGGCCGAGCUAUCCUUCAGUGCGGUGACACACGUGGUUUUUAUGGCUUGGAGAGUUAUGGACUAUGUACCGAGUGGUGGUGGUAGUUGUAUGAUUAUGAUCAUUAUGAUCAUUGUCGCCGGCGUUGCUGCUGUUAUGCCUCGUCCGUACCUUGACUUCAAACCCACCGCAACAUAUUUCCAUUCUGACGCGCUCCCCGAAAAGAUCGCGGAACCAUCAUUGUCCAAGGCAACCCCCCUCUAG